Messenger RNA from Helianthus annuus (common sunflower), 1518 nucleotides. Its product is annotated as replication termination factor 2. Bases 131 to 1276 code for a protein of 381 amino acids. The transcript has a single exon. NCBI's taxonomy places the organism in Eukaryota, Viridiplantae, Streptophyta, Magnoliopsida, Asterales, Asteraceae. Gene Ontology annotation, cellular component: nucleus. The record is from RefSeq and is a predicted model, not a curated record. Gene Ontology annotation, molecular function: protein binding. Gene Ontology annotation, biological process: site-specific DNA replication termination at RTS1 barrier; mitotic DNA replication termination.
CACGAUCGGGUUACGUUACCGGGUUUCAAUCGCUCAAAGGGUAGUCCCAUACAUUCAUUCAAUCUCCAAAAUUCUCAUCAAAAUUCUUCAAAUCAAUCACAUCCAGACCCCAAAAACCCAAAUUCACAUCAUGAAUUCCAAUACCCACAAUUUACAAAUCUUCAUUCAAGCCCCAGAUCUUCAAUCCCCAAUUCGAUCCCUAACCCUAACUCUAACCCCCAGUUUCACAAUCCAUAACCUCAAGCAAUCAUUUUUCUCCCAAAUUGAUUCAACCAAUCAAAACCCCACAUCCUCCACCUUCUUCACCUUCAACGGCCGCGUUCUUUCCGACUCCGAAACCAUUCAAUCCGCCGGAAUUUCGAAUUUGUCAACGUUAGGGUUAAGAUUCCGUCUGCCCGGCGGCGGAGGUGAUGGCGGCGCCACGGGGGCGGAGUCACGUGACUGUUAUCUCAACAUGUAUGCCGAUAAGAAGCCCGAUAAGGUUGAUCCGAACGAACAGAGGUUAUCGAAAUGGUUGAAUUGUGCGUUGUCGAACGAGCCGUUGAAGCGGCCGAUUGUGGUUGAUUAUUUAGGGAAUGUGUUUAAUAAACAGGCGUUGGUUGAGGCAUUGUUGAAGAAGAAUGUGCCGAAAGCGUUUGGGUAUAUAAAGGGGUUGAAGGAUAUGAUAUCGGUUGAGCUUGAAUCGAUACCGGGAACUGAAGGAGCGGAUUCGGAUGUGAAGUUUCAGUGUCCGGUUACCGGGUUGGAGUUUAAUGGGAAGUAUAAGUUUUACGCGUUGAAGAGCUGCGGGCACGUGUUGAGUGCGAAAGCGUUGAAGGAGAUUAAGUCGUCGAGUUGUCAUGUGUGUCGUAAGGAGUUUGCGGAAGCGGAUAAGAUUGUGAUCAAUGGGAAUGAGGAAGAGGUGAUCGCAUUGCGGGAGAAGAUGGAGAUCGAAAAGUUGAAAGUGAGAGAGAAGAAGGCGAAGGUGAAGAAAGUUAAAAAUGCGAACGGGAAUGAGAAUGCUGGUGGUGAUGGUGAUUCGGGUGUUUGUGAGGAUGUGGUUCGGGUUAUUGGGUCGAAGCGUGAGAUUGACGUGAAGGCUGCGAAGGUGUCGGGGAAGAUUGAGACGAAUGAGAAAGUUGUGAAUGGUAAAAAUGAGGCGAAGCGGUUUAAGGCUGCGGAUUUGGCACCGGCGAAUGCGAAUAAGGAAGUGUAUGCGUCUAUUUUUACGUCUUCGAGGAAGUCUGAUUUUAAGGAGACAUAUUCGUGCAGAUCUUUGCCGCUUGGUAGGAACUGAUGAGGUUUGUGGUUUGGGUGUUUGAUGUAAGGUUGUACUUGUUUUUGGAUGAUGUUAUUGCUUGAUAUGAAUUAAGAACACCCCUUUUGAACCCAUAAACCAUAGUAGUAUUGUUUAUAUCUAUUUGUUUGCCCAUGUUAAAGCAAUCUACUUGGCUGUUAUGUUUAGCUUCUGAAAUCUGUAUGCAGUGUAUGAUCAUGACCUUGAUUCUGUUGGUUUAAGCAAGUUAUUUGUUUAAGUGA